AUGUCGAAGCUGGCGAACACCGACGACCCGCGCACCCAGGUCCCCCGCGAACUGCCCGCCAUGUUCCGCCCACCCGUGAACCGGGCGAUGCGGACGCUCGACCGAUCAUUCUUCCGCAAAACCGUGCCCCUCACCUCAGCUCGGAUCUUCCAGAAUUCCGAGAUCUCGCGCGUGCGCAAGGAAUUGUCCAACACGAAGGAUCUUCUUGCUCUGCCGCGACUGUCGAGUGUGCAGGAGAUUACGGAGCAGGAUGGGUCGGUGCGGAAGGCGCUUUUGUUAAGGGAGACGGUUAAACAUGAUGGUAUGUUUGUCCGUGGAGUGGAGUGGACUCUCUUCCUUCUGGCAAAUGGAUAUAGACUGAUAAUUGCUCUGCGCAGACAAGUCAACGUGGUCGCCCAAAAUUACUGA
This is a messenger RNA of Penicillium manginii, 408 nucleotides long. RefSeq names its product tRNA(m(1)G37)methyltransferase. The transcript has a single exon. The record is from RefSeq and is a predicted model, not a curated record. The coding region runs from base 1 to 408 and encodes 135 amino acids. Lineage: Eukaryota; Fungi; Ascomycota; Eurotiomycetes; Eurotiales; Aspergillaceae.